AUGGCAAACAAUACUCUAGUUUCUGAGUUUAUUAUUUUAGGCUUGUCCAUUCAUCCAGAAUUGGAAACACUACUUUUCAUUGUUUUCCUCAUUAUUUAUAUGGUUGCUCUGACUGGUAAUUUGAUCAUCUUUUUGCUCUCCAUUAUUGACCCUGGUCUAAACACACCUAUGUAUUUCUUCUUAGGAUUUUUGUCAUUUCUUGACAUUUGUUGUACAUCAGCUACAGUUCCUAAGAUGCUAACAGGCUAUGUGACAAAAUCUAAGGUGAUUUCAUAUUAUGGGUGUGUCGCCCAAUUAUUCUUCUUCACUUGGCCAAUGGGAAUUGAACUUUUGCUACUCACAGUUAUGGCUUAUGAUCGAUAUAUUGCUAUUGGCAGUCCAUUGCGUUAUGUGACUAUCAUGAAUCGUAAAGUCUGCAUUCAUAUAGCAAUCACUAUUACAAUUGUUGGUUCUCUGAAUUCAAUGACACACACAUAUUGCACAUUUCGUCUCCCAUACUGUGAUGAUAAUAAGAUUAAUCACUUUUUCUGUGAGAUAAUGCCUUUACUGAAACUUGCCUGUGGAGACACCUACAUAAAUGAGAUUGUGGUAUUUACUGCUGAUUUUAUCCUUGGGAUUUGCUGUUUUUGUCUAACCUGUAUUUCUUAUGUCUUUAUUAUAAACACAAUUCUAAAGAUACGUUCUGCUGAAGGAAAGCGAAAAGCUUUCUCUACUUGUGCCUCACACAUAACAAUUGUAUCCAUUUAUUAUGGGGCUGUUAUUUUUACCUAUAUCCGCCCCCGGUCUAGUCUUUCUUUAGAGAAAGAUAAAAUAGUCUCUGCUUUGUAUGCUGUAAUAACACCAACUCUAAACCCUAUAAUAUAUAGUCUAAGAAAUAAAGAGGUGAAAGAGGCAUUUAAGAGGACUAUUAAAAGACUGGGGAAGUAUAAGGAUCAUGAUAAUACAUAG
Molecule: messenger RNA, 948 nt
Organism: Hyla sarda
Lineage: Eukaryota; Metazoa; Chordata; Amphibia; Anura; Hylidae
Product: olfactory receptor 13G1-like
Exons: 1
Coding region: 1-948 (315 amino acids)
Biological process (GO): G protein-coupled receptor signaling pathway
Cellular component (GO): membrane
Molecular function (GO): olfactory receptor activity; G protein-coupled receptor activity
Source: RefSeq, a predicted model, not a curated record